Messenger RNA from Symbiodinium natans, 1362 nucleotides. The record is from the annotation of a GenBank genome assembly. NCBI's taxonomy places the organism in Eukaryota, Dinophyceae, Suessiales, Symbiodiniaceae.
AUGAAGUCUCCGAAACCUACAUGGCGGCUCAGUGAGAUCGAUUGGCCUUGGGUACCAAAAGGCGACUGCGUCGAUCGCCGCCUCGCUGCGGCGAUCUUCGCACUGGGGACCUUUGCGCCGGGAUGGGCCCUGAUGGUCUUCGGCAGCAAUGCCAGGGGUCUUCUGAUCAGCACCGUGGUGAAGGUGGUUGGAUCCUAUGGACUGACCAGUAACGUCAUGCUGGCCUUGAUCAAUGACGUGACCGUAGCAGAGGAUCGAGAAGAGGCGGUCGGAGCCUAUUUCGCCGCCAACAACUUCAUGAGCUUGACGAUGACCGGAAUUCCUGUGAUGCUGGUACUGGUGCUGCAGGUGAUUCCGAACAACCCUAGCUUCUUCCUCAUCCUCCAGGCCGUGCUUAGUGGUCUUUGCGUCCUGCUGCUCUUCUGGGUCCGGCUUGGUCAGAACGAUGGGGAGCAGAAGGAGGACAGCCAGCGGGAAAGCGAGGAGAGCAGGCAAGAGACCACCUCCGACAACGACUUCACCGCCGACGACAACGACUUAACCGACACGGACCUGCGAUUCGCAGAUGAUUCCUGUACCCAAGGCUCCACCUCCACGCUCCGGGCUGUGAUGAGGCAGUUCGUGUUGCCGGUGCGCCUGGCCUUCGGCAACCGGAGACUCCGUCGGCUCUGGUUUGCUGCGUUCUUGCUGAUGUUCGCCGGCCAGUUGGUCAUGGACAUCGGCGGGCAGUUCUUCAACCAGUCCAUGGGCCUGAUCCCCUAUGGCACCCAGCAGGAGAUCGUCACGGUCGCGGUCUUGACCAUGAUACCAGGCCAGCUGCUGGCCAUCCCUGGGAAUUUAAUCACCGGCUACCUCUCCAAGCGGGGCGGCCCGCUCUUUCUACUGCGCCGCAUGAUUCCUCUCACCUCCUUCCUGGUGUCUGUCGGGGCCCUCAUGGCCGAGGUCCGGCAGAUGUGGUUCAUCGCGGUUGUCGUCAUCUGCCUGAACUACGCUGGCCUUCCGAACGUGCCGCUCAUGCGCCUUGUUUCCGGGGUGGCGCCGCCUGGCCGCGUGGGCGAGGCACUGAGCUCAAUAGGCAUUGCAGCCCAGCUGGCCAGCCUCAUCGGAAAUGUCUUCGUGGCGAUACUUAACCGGUGGCUCAUGAGCACUGACCUCUACGACCCCCUCUGGAUCUACUACCCGACCUGCGGCUUGCUCUCACUGUGUGCGAUCUUGCCGCUGUCCGGGACGCCCCGCGGCGGUUGGGGUGCUGCCAGCGGGAGCCUGCAGGAGCAGUUUGUGGCCGUGGUCUACGCGCACAAGGCGAUGCAGCGGUGGAAGCGGCAGGUGGCGCUUCGCAGGGCGGGGUCAUCCGCUGCCUGA